AUGGCGUUGGACACACUUAUUGAGGAGUUUGCGUUGGGAACCACAAAACUUUUGCGUGUGCGCGUGUUUUCGACGCCACGCCUCUGUGCUGUGCGUUUUCCUCCGCGCGUUGAUUCCAUACCAAACUCAUACUUGGCAUUCCGCGUUUUUUCUGCCAAACGCGCUUGUUUUAAUUUACCGAGGAACUACUCGCUAUCCCGAAGGAAAAUCUGCUGUAGAAACCAAAGUAUACGGAGAGGAGUGUGCGGCCGUAGCAGCGGGGGUAGGAAAGCCAUUGUGAGGUGUGUUGUGGCUGGAGCCGCCAUCAUUGCGUCGGAGUGGAGUUGCCGUGGCAGCCCUGAUGGGGCGCAGGAGGAAGCUGGCGAUGGCGAAGGCCUGGCAGACGGGGCGGACCGUGGAUUGGAUGGCGACCCCGAAGGGGUGUGGAGUCCAGACAUUGAGCAGAGCUUUCAGGAAGCUCUGGCCAUCUACCCUCCCUGCGGCAGGAGGAAGAUUAUACUUUCAGAUGAGGGCAAGAUGUAUGGUCGAAAUGAGCUGAUCGCUCGCUAUAUCAAGCUACGAACAGGGAAGACGCGCACACGCAAACAGGUGUCUAGUCACAUUCAGGUUCUGGCACGUAAGCGGGUACGGGAAUACCAGAGCAGCAUCAAGGCCAUGAACUUGGACCAGGUAUCCAAAGACAAGGCGCUGCAGACAGUAGCCAACCUCUCUUCAGCUCAGAUUGUUUCUGCGAGUGUAAUGAAACCCCAGACUCCGUUCCCUCCAGCAGUCAGAUUUUGGCCCGGCCCUGUGACAGGACAGCCUGGCCAUUCUCAGGACAUCAAACCCUUUGCACAGCCACCAUACACUACACUACCAGCCUCUGUCCCUGCACCUAUCAGUUAUGAGCCCCUGUCUCCCCCACGUCCUGCAGCUAUAACAGCUCCUGUAUGGCAAGACAGAACCAUUGCCUCAGCAAAACUACGACUACUGGAGUACUCUGCUUUCCUGGAGGCCCAGAGAGACAGAGAGACGUAUAAACACCUUUUCGUACACAUUGGUCCAUCAAACCCAGGCUACAAUGACCCUGUGUUGGAGUCCAUAGACGUGAGGCAGAUUUACGACAAGUUCUCUGAGAAGAAAGGAGGUCUGAAGGAGCUGUAUGAAAAAGGGCCACACAACGCAUUCUUCCUCGUCAAGUUCUGGGCGGACCUGAGCGGCGACAUUGAGGAGGGUUCUGGCGUGUUCUAUGGCGUGAGUAGCCAAUACAGUGGAACAGAGAACAUCACCAUCAGUGUCUCAACAAAGGUCUGCUCCUUUGGCAAACAGGUGGUGGAGAAGGUUGAGACUGAGUAUGCACAUAUGGAAGGAGGAAAGUAUGUGUUCCGCAUCCAUCGUUCGCCCAUGUGUGAAUACAUGAUAAACUUCAUCCACAAGCUCAAACACCUGCCAGAGAAAUACAUGAUGAACAGUGUACUGGAGAACUUCACCAUCUUACAGGUGGUGUCCAACAGAGAAACUCAGGAGACUCUGCUGUGCAUCGCCUUCGUGUUUGAAGUGUCCACUAGCGAACACGGAGCGCAGUACCACGUUUAUAGACUAGUUAACGACUAGCAGCACAUCGUGUGCAUACAGAGACUCUCCACAGACUUUUUUUUUUUUGAUACAUACAGCAUAAACACUACUUCCUGUUCAAACUCACAGAAUCCCCGCUGCUCUAGACACGCAUUUUAACAGACCAACAGUCGCGCUGUAGUCACACCUGUCGUUUCACGUGUAUGCAUUUGCAUCAGACUGUGCACAUAUUUCAACUACGUCCCAUGGUUUGAAGAAUAAAGUGAGAUUCAUUUUUAUAGAUUUUGACCAAACUGUGGCACAAUUAUCACUAAGUGUUGUGAUGUUAUCCCAUGUAGUUAUUCACUAACGGAAAUGUCUCAUGGCACCAUGGUUCAUUAAAGCUGUUAGGUUUUUUUAAAAGUAGAACUUUAAUUCACUCACUGACAUAAGAUAUAGAAAACAUAAAAGAGAAACCAGUAACAGAGCUUAAAACUUUGUAAAGUUUAAUGUGUGAUUUUAACAUGUGAUAUUCUUCAUUAAUACACAUCACAUGAUUAAAUAUUUGCAGGGAAAUUUCCGAGCAUAUGCAUUCACUUCAUAGGUGUGACUGAUGCGAGGCGAGUUUGAGUUUAGGUUGGCAAACAAAGCAUUUAAUCAGUGUUAAUGGAACUCUGGCACAAUGACUAUUUCUUCUACAGUCUGUAGUAGGUGUACCAAUGAGGAGGGAAAGAUCUUUUGGUCAGAUCUCAAGCAGGUGUUUGGAAAGUUUGGCUCAUUUGUCUUUUGAAACAAAAUAGCUCACAAACCCGUUUCAGAUUCAGUUCACACCUUCGUGUCAGCAGCAGUUGGAAUGAAAGAAGGAACUUUUUUACAGUUCAUCAACACAAUAAUGUUUUUACGUAGACUCUGUGGGCUUGCUGCAGUAUUUCUACCUCCAUGCGAGUUGGAAUGUGCUUUGGUUGAUAAAGCCUUAACCUGAGGAGCACUGAUGUAUAGGAAUUGUACACUACACAACACUUGUAAUGGUACUGUUUCAAAGCCAAAACAAAGUAUGAGUAGACUUGUUUUUUGUAAAGAUGAGCUGAAUCUUUUUUUUGUGUGUGUUUCACCACGGCUAGAAGUGUUACUCUAAACAUCACAUACGAUGAGUGUUUCGGCUGUUUAUUUUCUGAUGUAUGCACAAUGUUGUAUGGUACAGACCGUACCGUGGUCACCCACAGUGCACUGGGGUAGGGUUUGCCUGAUAACACUAGCAGUUUAUCCAGCUUACACAUGCUUUUUUUUUUCUAUGCAAUGUUUUUGGUUUUUGGUACACGUUGGCUACCAGUAUUUUUUUUUUUUUUUAAUCUUUGACUCUGUCACACCCUCACUACAGGAUUAUGUUUUUACCAUGUGGAAGGUGACUGGUGUUGAUGUUGAAAGUAAAGUUUUAAAGGUAGGUUUUAAAUAACCAUAUUCACUGUGUGGUCAGCCAGAAUUGCUUUUUUUGUUUUGUUUGUUUGUUUCCUCCCUUGUCUGUGUACUCUGACUGGCUGUGCCGCAUCACUCCUUUGGUCAGGUGUGGUCAAUGAAUUAAAUCUGUGCCUUUUAAUGCUGUACCAAUAAAACAAUAUGUUGUUUGCAGAA
Molecule: messenger RNA, 3162 nt
Organism: Scatophagus argus
Lineage: Eukaryota; Metazoa; Chordata; Actinopteri; Scatophagidae
Gene: tead3a
Product: TEA domain family member 3 a
Exons: 14
Coding region: 1-1593 (530 amino acids)
Biological process (GO): embryonic organ development; regulation of transcription by RNA polymerase II; hippo signaling
Cellular component (GO): transcription regulator complex
Molecular function (GO): DNA-binding transcription factor activity, RNA polymerase II-specific; RNA polymerase II cis-regulatory region sequence-specific DNA binding
Source: RefSeq, a predicted model, not a curated record